AUGUGGCCAUCCACGUUGCUUCUUCUCGCAAUCGUUUGCGUUUGUACGGCGCAUAAUAUUCCGCAGAAAGACGUCAGUGAAGCGACAAGUGAUAGCAGUGAUGAGAUUUACAAUGUCUGCCCCGUAUUCAUUGAAUUUGCCAAAGAGCAAGAUAAUCUCUCGAACGCAGAACUUAAAGCCAACGCCGCGGAUGCAGCCAUGUCGGCUUAUUUGUUGAGCCACCCAAACAAUACAUUGUGGGACUAUUUCAAUAUUGAGCUUGAGCAGAUCCACGAUACGUUUCUCAAUUUGCCAUUGAUUGGACGACUCCAGCGCGUCAUCUCAAAUGUCUUCAAUUACUCGUUGGACACGGUCAUUGCGCUCGCACAAAUGAUUGCGGAUGUCAUUGAGUGGUGUCUUAAUACUGUUCGCCAUCCUCUUGUUGGUAUCCGGCAAGUUGUCGACUUUUUUAGUGAAUUUGGAGAAAAUCUCAAGGAUCUAUGGGGAUUAUUGAAACGAGAUCCGUCAAACACAGCCGAGAACAUGGCGGGUGGAUUUCUCUUGCACAUUGAACAUCACAUGGCCGAGUUCACAGCCGAGUCAAUUCUUUUGAUUGGCGCGGGAUCUGGUGUUAUUCACGGCCUCAUCCAUGGUGCAGAAGCUAUUGCAGGACAGUUGAGCGCUGCUGCUUCGAAAACAUUAAUCUCUGUGCUCGUAUUUAUCCACGCAAUUGAUGACCCCAUUCUAAUUGUCACUCCGCUCAUCACGUCGAUCCUUGACAUGUCUGAUGACCUUGUUAACGGUUCGUCUAAGGCCAAUGUGACCUCUGUCACUACACACGCUGUAAAGCCUCUCGAGACAUGCUUGAUUCCAGAAGAAUACCGCCCAAGGUUUUCGACUCGCGACUUGUGCUUAAGCUCUAGUGUGUAUGUUCGCAUGCUUCUUUUCGGGUCAUCUAAACGGUCUGUAAAGAUGACUAAACAAGAACGCGUUGCUGCUUACAACCGUUUUCACGAUUUUGUGUGCUGCUUCAUGAAAGACCACGAGUUUGAGGUGAAUACUAUGAAGUCGGACAGUGCAAAGUUUGAAGGAGACCUUAUCUCGACUCCUGCGACAAUGCCAAAUUGCUCCCAGCUUAUGGGUAGCUACACCGCCGAAACAACGUGGAAUCCUUCAGCAAGCUAUGAGACCGCCGAAGAUCAAGAUUAA
Plasmopara halstedii is the source of this 1188-nucleotide messenger RNA. RefSeq lists its product as uncharacterized. The coding region runs from base 1 to 1188 and encodes 395 amino acids. NCBI's taxonomy places the organism in Eukaryota, Oomycota, Peronosporomycetes, Peronosporales, Peronosporaceae. The record is from RefSeq and is a predicted model, not a curated record. The transcript has a single exon.